UUGUUAAAAAACAUACUAUAUUUUCUCUUCAUUUUUACAUACAUAACUAUAUUAUUAAAAUAUCUACUGACCGUAAAAAUAAGUGAUUUCAUCUAAAAAAAAUUAGUGUGGACUAUUUUAAAAUAAAAUAAUAAUAAAAAAAAUGUCUGACCUUCUCGUGGAAGUUAAAAAAUUAGAGCCGCGCGCAAUCUUUGGUGCCAAUGGUAAGGUUGAGAAUGGUGUACAACUGCAUCCCGAUAAGGUGAGCAUGAUUUACUCGCUGGGCAACAAGAUUGGCAUCUCCAAUAGACUUAACAACAAGCAGGAGUUCCUGAGUGGACACACACAUGCCGUGUCCUGUCUGACGAUUAGCAAAAGUGGUCAAUAUCUUGCAUCGGGUCAGCGCAAUCAUAUGGGCUUUCCAGCUUACGUAAUCAUGUGGGAUUUCGCAACACGCAAACAAUUGACUCGACAUGAUCUCCACAAGGUUUUAGUGCAAUCGAUUGCGUUCACCGCGGAUGAAAAGUGCUUGGUAUCUGUUGGUGGAAAGGAUGAUGGCACCGUAAUUGUCCUGGAUACGGAUGCACGCACACCGAUUUGUCAAACUCCAGCUGCGCGCUCGAUAUCCGGCAACGCACUCACCGUUUGUUCCCUACACAACAGUCCCUCACAUUUUAUUGUCGCUGGUGAUCGACAUCUACGCAUGUGGAGUAUUCAACGUGAGCAGAAGAAACUUCAUGUACAUGAUAUGCACGUGGGAAAGGUCCAGCGCAUAUAUACGGGCAUGCAAGUGGAUGAAAACGAUCAAUACCUCUAUUUGGGCACCAUGACUGGGGAUAUUGUAAAGGUCUCACUUAAGUGUUGUGAUCCAGUCAAUGUUACUACGAUUGGCAAUACAGCUUCGAUGUUGGGCGCUUUUGGUAAGCACAACCCACGCAAACCUUAUGGAAAGGAUUGUGAACGAUAUGUGAACGGUGUGCGCCAUUUGUGUAUUGUGAAGAAAGGUUUGAUAUUGGUCGGUGCUGGUGAUGGCACCUUAGAGUUGGUGGAGGAGCGUAAGGAUGUUACUUUGGAAAUGAUGAAGAAUUAUCCAUGCCCAACUUGGCCCAUCUUCCGCACGCUGAAACGCACGAACGUGCAUGCCGCCGUCACUUCGUUGGUACGAAGCAAUACGACGAGUGAUGAUUUUAUAGUGUCGACUGAUCAAAAUGAAAUAUGGCUCUUGAAUAUUGUGAAAUUUUCUUGUAGACUGUUGAAGACAUGUCAUCGCAAGCCUGUAAAUCAAAUUGUAUUUCCCAAGAAUUUAUCAACCGUCUUUGCCUCGGCUGGCUAUCAAAGCAUACGAAUUUGGUCGAUCGGACGCUUGCAAGAGAUUCUACGUAUCAUGGUGUACAAUUUUAAAUGUGUCUCCUUGCAAUUCACCAACGAUGGCAGCAGCAUUGUAUCCGCUUGGAAUGAUGGUGUCAUACGCGCAUUUACACCAAUCACGGGUCGCUUGAUAUACGCCAUACCGAAUGCUCAUAAUAAAGGCUGCAGCGCUUUGAGAACUUCGUCAACGGGCCGCUUACUCGUCACCGGCGGCGUUGAGGGACAAGUGCGGGUGUGGAAAAUUGAGCCGUAUCGGCAAAGUUUGAUUGGCGUACUAAAAGAUCACUCGGGUCCAAUAUCCUCUUUGGACUUUAAUCAUUUGGAUACGGAGGUUAUAUCUGCGUGUGUUGAUGGCUCCUGCGUUAUUUGGGAUGUUAAUCGCAUGACCCGUAAAUUUGUCGUCACCUCCAAUACACAGUUCAUGUGCGCACGUUACUUUCCAACCGGUGUACAAUUGCUCGCCUGUGGCUCCGAUGGACGCAUUAGCUAUUGGAUGGUUUACAAUGGCAGUUUGAUACGUGAACUUCAUGGGACGAAAAAGAAUUCAAUUAACUUUUUGGAUAUUAAUGCAACUGGUGAUUACUUUUUAACGGUAUCGAGUGAUCAGACUGUUAAGAUGUGGGAUUAUAAUCGUGGCAUAACUGUUUGCGCCGGUUACGAGCACUCCUCGCCGGUUUUAAGCUGUGCGUUCAGUCCCAAUGGCAGGUUGUUUGUUACCGGCAGCGUCGAUGGUGCAAUUAUUAUAUGGGAUGUGCCAGAGGAGUUUUGGGGUAAACCGAAUCCACCACAAACAUUGGCCCAGGAAACAGUUGGUAAACCCGAAGCACAACCUGUGCCGGCCACACCGAAGAGCGCGAAGCAGGAGAAUAUUGAUAACCUUUUAAAGAGCUCGGCGAAGGAUAAUGUCUGCUGCGUCGAAUGCCCACCCGUUAACAUGAAGAAACAGCCGGAUAUCAAUUGCGAUUAUAUACCGGAUAUAAAAAAAUGUUAAUAUGUAUAUUUAUGUAAAUUUUUUUGUCGCCUGAUAAUUUCGAUAAAUACAUAUAUUAUAUAUUUUAGAGAUUUUUAAGUAACCAUUUUAUUCGUCUUCAUAGCCUGUUUCUGGUAACGGGUUGGUAUGUGGGUUGUGGAAAAAUGAUUUUACU
Molecule: messenger RNA, 2492 nt
Organism: Ceratitis capitata (Mediterranean fruit fly)
Lineage: Eukaryota; Metazoa; Arthropoda; Insecta; Diptera; Tephritidae
Product: cilia- and flagella-associated protein 52
Exons: 10
Coding region: 143-2338 (731 amino acids)
Biological process (GO): cilium assembly
Molecular function (GO): protein binding
Source: RefSeq, a predicted model, not a curated record